GGCUUUCUUCCCUGGAUGCUGCUCCCAUGCCCUGACACGAUGCCCACUACAAUGCUCUCCAAAAUGUCCACCAAGGUGACUUAAGUCAGGUUCCCCCAAACCAGACACUAAGACAAGAAUCCAUGUGUGAGAAACUGAAGGAAGUGCUGGGAGAGCCCCAGCUGCAGCCUGGAUGUGAAUUGCAACUCUGAAGUGCGUCCAGACGCAAGGCAAGGGCACUAGGCUUUCCAGACCUCCUACUAAGUCAUUGAUCCAGCACUGUCCUGGCAGGACAUAAAUCCCUGGCACUUCUAGCUCUCUGCAAAGGAGGGCAAAGCAGCUUCAGGAGCCCUUGGGAGUGCUCCAAAGAGAGUCUAGGGUACAGGUCCUAAAGUAGAAGAACACAGAAGGCCGGCCAGGGGCACUGCGAGAUGGUAAAAGAGAUCUGAAGGGAUCCAGAAUUCAAGCCAGGAAGAAGCAGCAUUCUGUCUUCUGGAUUAAAACUGAAGCUCAACCUACUUUCAGCUUACUAAGAAAGGGGAUCAUGGACAUUGAAGCAUAUCUUGAAAGAAUUGGCUAUAAGAAGUCCAGAAACAAAUUGGACUUGGAAACAUUAACUGACAUUCUUCAGCACCAGAUCCGAGCUGUUCCCUUUGAGAACCUUAACAUCCAUUGUGGGGAAGCCAUGGACUUAGGCUUAGAGGCCAUUUUUGAUCAAGUCGUGAGAAGAAAUCGGGGUGGGUGGUGUCUCCAGGUCAAUCAUCUUCUGUACUGGGCUCUGACCACUAUGGGUUUUGAGACCACGAUGUUGGGAGGGUAUGUUUACAGCACUCCAGCCAAAAAGUACAGCACUGGCAUGAUUCACCUUCUCCUGCAGGUGACCAUUGAUGGCAGGAACUACAUUGUCGAUGCUGGGUUUGGACGCUCAUACCAGAUGUGGCAGCCUCUGGAGUUAAUUUCUGGGAAGGAUCAACCUCAGGUGCCUUGCAUCUUCCGCUUGACGGAAGAGAAUGGAUUCUGGUAUCUAGACCAAAUCAGAAGAGACCAGUACAUUCCAAAUAAAGAAUUUCUUAAUUCUGAUCUCCUAGAAGACAGCAAAUACCGAAAAAUCUACUCCUUUACUCUUGAGCCUCGAACAAUUGAAGAUUUUGAGUCUAUGAAUACAUACCUGCAGACUUCUCCAGCAUCUGUGUUUACUAGCAAAUCAUUUUGUUCUUUGCAGACCCCAGAUGGGGUUCACUGUUUAGUGGGCUGCACCCUCACCUAUAGGAGAUUCAAUUACAAGGACAAUACAGAUAUGAUAGAGUUCAAGACUCUGAAUGAGGAAGAAAUAGAAAAAGUGCUGAAAAAUAUAUUUAAUGUUUCCUUGGAGAGAAAGCUUAUACCCAAACAUGGUGAUAGAUUUUUUACUAUUUAGAAUAA
This is a messenger RNA of Mandrillus leucophaeus (drill), 1401 nucleotides long. RefSeq names its product N-acetyltransferase 1 (arylamine N-acetyltransferase) (gene NAT1). Bases 524 to 1396 code for a protein of 290 amino acids. NCBI's taxonomy places the organism in Eukaryota, Metazoa, Chordata, Mammalia, Primates, Cercopithecidae. The record is from RefSeq and is a predicted model, not a curated record. The transcript has 4 exons. Gene Ontology annotation, molecular function: acetyltransferase activity.